Miscanthus lutarioriparius is the source of this 1662-nucleotide messenger RNA. NCBI's taxonomy places the organism in Eukaryota, Viridiplantae, Streptophyta, Magnoliopsida, Poales, Poaceae. The record is from the annotation of a GenBank genome assembly.
AUGCCUCUCUUCCUCACCCUUUCCAGAUUUCUCUUGUUCUUAUACAUCCUGAAAGAUUGUGCUGCCAGAGACACCAUCGCACCUGGUCAAGCACUUGUCGGCAGCGACAAGCUCGUCUCCAGCAAUGGCAAGUAUGCACUUGGCUUAUUAUAUUCCAGACAGGCAACAUUCAUGUGGCUUGAGAGCUCAGAGAAUUGGUUAAUGAGCUAUGGUCAACCCAAAGCUCAGUGUGAUGUCUAUGCUGAUUGGGAGUUGGAUGAUCGAACAGGUGGGUGCAUGAGAAAUAGUCCAUUAGAUUGUGAGAGCCACAAAAGCACAGAAAUUUCAACCGACAAGUUCUAUUCAAUGCAAUGUGUUAGGCUACGUCAUAAUGCCUACAACAUAGAAGCUGCUACCAGUUCAGAUAAAUGCAAAUCAGUUUGCUUAAGUAAUUGUUCUUGUACUGCAUAUUCCUGGCGCAAUGGAGGCUGCUUAGUAUGGUACGACGAAUUACUCAGUGUAAAGCAGCAGCAGCAGUGUAAUGACGUAACUGAUACUAGUGGAGGAACUCUAUUCCUUAGCCUAUCUGCGAAAGAGGAGCUUAGUCAGAAAAGCAGUGCAAGAAUGAGGAUUGCCAUUAGCCUUGCUGUAAGCUUUGCCAUCUUGUCACUGGCACUGGUACUACUAAUGAUUUGGUGGAACAAGAGGAAAAGGUACAGAUUCACACUGGAAACUGCUCAAGGUGGUGGUGGAAUUAUUCCUUUUAGAUACACUGAUUUGCAGCAUGCUACAAGAAACUUCACAGAAAAGCUAGGUGAAGGUGGGUUUGGUUCAGUAUUCAAGGGAGUUCUGGCUGACUCAACAACAAUAGCAGUGAAAAGGCUUGCUGGUGCAUAUCAAAGAGAGAAACAAUUCAGGGCUGAAGUUAGCUCAAUUGAACUUAUCCAACAUAUAAAUUUAAUUAGGCUAAUUGGGUUUUGCAGCAGAAGUGAUAGCAAAUUGCUUGUCUAUGAAUAUAUGCCCCACCGUUCCCUUGACAUUCAUCUAUUCUCAGGUGAUGCUGAAAUCUUGAAUUGGAAUACUAGGUACCAAGUAGCUCUAGGAAUUGCUAGAGGACUAGCCUAUUUGCAUGAGAGCUGUCGAGAUUGUAUUAUACACUGUGACGUGAAACCUCAAAACAUACUUCUAGACGAAUCAUUCAUCCCCAAAAUUGCAGACUUUGGAAUGGCAAAGUUCUUAGGUAGGGAGUUCAGCAGGGCUUUAACUACAAUAAGAGGAACCAUAGGAUACCUUGCACCUGAAUGGAUAAGCGGAGGGGCAAUCACACCAAAAGUUGAUGUUUACAGCUAUGGAAUGCUUUUAUUGGAAAUUGUUUCAGGAAGGAAGAACACACAUAGAGAAUGUACCACUACUAGUGAUGAUGAUACUUAUUUCCCUGUGCAAGUUGCAAGCAAUCUUCUUUUGGGAGAUAUUGGAAGCUUGGUGGAUCACAAAUUACAUGGCGAUGUCAAUCUAAACGAAGCUGAAAGAGUUUGUAAGGUUGCUUGCUGGUGCAUUCAAGACAAUGAGCUCAAUCGACCGACAAUGGGUGAAGUGGUUCAAGUUCUUGAGGGUUUAAUAGAAUUAGACAUUCCUCCAAUGCCAAGGCUACUUCAAGCUAUCGGAGGUUCUCAUUCGGCGUGA